This is a messenger RNA of Symbiodinium natans, 873 nucleotides long. NCBI's taxonomy places the organism in Eukaryota, Dinophyceae, Suessiales, Symbiodiniaceae. The record is from the annotation of a GenBank genome assembly.
AUGGCGGUGGCGCAUGUCCCGGAGAACGAGCGGAUCACCACGCAGGUGCUCACCUACGUCGUCGGCUGCUACACGAACGUGUGCAUGCACCGGGAGUACUUCCGCACCGAUGACCUGCUGAACUUCAAGAGUGAGAAGACCUCCUGCCACUGCUGCAGCGUGAACCAUGUCGACGCUGCCGGGGACGCCCUGCUCUGCGACAAGCACGUGCUGACGCGAUGCAUCUCGCUGUGGUUUGGCAGCAUGGAGCACUUUGACGCCCUGGUGCGUUCCACAGUCGGGGAAUGUCUGACGCAGCAACUUUCAAAAGACUUUCGCGGCUACUGGUCCUGCGUGAUGGCUACAGUUCCCGCUGUCUGGGUUGCCGCGGACGUCGCCGCCUUUCAGUGGCUUCGGCUGGGCAGCUUUCAGCCAGAGGUUGCGCGGGUCGUCGGGCGUAUCCUGGCGUGGAUGUUGGGAGUACAGCCAUGCCUUCUCUUCUUCUCUCUGCGGGCUGCGCGCGUCUUUCGGAGGCGGCGACGGUACGAGGCUGUGGUAAAUUUACUGAUUCUCUGCGGCCCCCUCACAGCUUUCGUGGCAGCCAACCAGAUGGAGAAGUUCUACCUCGGCCUGGUGAACCGGCUUCCGGAGGAGCAUCGGCUUCCGUACUAUGCAACGAUCCUGCUUGGCUUGACGUGGUUGCCCGUCGCUGCCCUUCUCUACAGGUACAUUGGCGUGCACCCGCGCAAAGCGCAGCCGGUCGACGACGAGAUCUCUCUCGACGGCCACAUGUUGCCCCGGCCUCCGGCAGCAACAGUCGGCGCGGCUUUGGAGGGGCACACCUUGGAAGGGCACACGAGCCCAGUUGAAAGCAAAACAAUCUUAUCUCUUUGA